GUUUAUAGGUUAUGUUUGUGUCUGACACUUGAAUAGUCCUUUAAAAUUUAAAAUUAAUUUAUGAAUACAUCAUCAGGUGUGAUGACCGUGGAAAAUUUAGAAAACGAUAAUAUAAUUUUAGCAACUGGCGGUUAUGACCACACCAUAAAAUUAUGGCAAACCCAUACAGGAAUUUGUACUAGAACAUUGCAACAUGCAGAAUCGCAAGUAAACGCGUUAGAAAUUACACCCGAUCGGCAACACUUGGCAGCAGCUAGUUAUCAACAUAUUUAUAUGUAUGAUUUAAAUUCGAAUAAUCCAAAUGCGGUUGUAAAUUACGAAGGCACGUCUAAAAACGUAACUUGUGUCGGUUUUCAAGAAGACGGUAAAUGGAUGUAUUCCGGAGGAGAAGACGGCAGAGCAAGAAUUUGGGAUUUAAGAACAAGAAGUAACCAGUGCCCAAAACUUUUUGAAGUACAAAGUCCUAUAAACUGCGUAGCAUUGCACCCCAAUCAAGUAGAGUUAUUUGUUGGAGAUCAAACCGGAAUUAUUCAUAGGUGGGAUCUAAGGACCGACAAUAACGAACAAUUGAUUCCAGAAAAUGAUGCUAUGAUUCUAGACGUGGAAAUUUCACCAGACAGUCAAUUAAUGGCAUCGGUCAAUAAUAAAGGUAGAUGUUAUAUAUGGAGUUUAAUUUCAGGCAUGGUGGAUACACCUACAAAAAUGAUACCAAAACAGAAAUUCGAGGCGCAUUCUAGACAUGCACUAAAAUGUAAAUUCAGCCCUGAUUCCAACUUGUUAGCUACAACGUCUGCAGAUACAACUGCUAAAGUGUGGAGUUGUGGUGAUUUCUCAUUGGUACAAGAAUUGAAACAACUAGAAAGCCAGAGGUGGGUCUGGGACGCCGCAUUUAGUGCUGAUGGACAAUAUUUGUUCACAGCUUCGUCUGAUUCUUGUGCAAAAUUGUGGAACGUUAAGACAGGAGCAAUGGAACGAGAAUAUACCGGACAUCAGAAGGCAGUUACAGCUCUGGCGUUUAGAGAUGCGACUUAAAAAGAAUUUUUUAAAGCGUUUAUAAUAUUUUAUGUAUUAUACAAUGGAAAUUGUAAUUAAUGAAUUAUAUAAUGGUACAGUCACAUACAA
This is a messenger RNA of Diorhabda carinulata, 1122 nucleotides long. It is a transcript of the gene Lst8, whose product is annotated as target of rapamycin complex subunit lst8. Gene Ontology annotation, biological process: TOR signaling; regulation of actin cytoskeleton organization. The transcript is spliced from 5 exons. Lineage: Eukaryota; Metazoa; Arthropoda; Insecta; Coleoptera; Chrysomelidae. Gene Ontology annotation, cellular component: TORC1 complex; TORC2 complex. The record is from RefSeq and is a predicted model, not a curated record. The coding region runs from base 61 to 1032 and encodes 323 amino acids. Gene Ontology annotation, molecular function: protein binding.